AUGACUGUUACGCCCGAGGCCACCGAGACGCAGAGUCUGCUGGAGCGCCAGCCCACAGAGCACAGGGAGAGUCCACGGUCAUGGUCGACUCCGAGAAAGGCUGCCAUUCUAGGCGUGGUGUCUUUUGCUGUCUUCAACGAUGCCGUUGGAACUGGCAUCGUCAACCCAGGCGCAUCCCAAAUCGUCCGUGAAUUCCAGAUAACAAACCCCGCCGUCAUUCCGUUCCUCAUCUCCGUCCAUGUCAUCGGGAUGGCCAUCGGGCCCCUGAUCGUAUCCCCGGCAAGCGAACUAUGGGGCCGCUGUCCGCUCAUGCACAUCUCCAACAUCCUGCUCAUGGCUUCCCUGGCCAUGGGCGCGUUGAGUACUAAUAUAACGACACUCCUGGUCGCACGUGUGAUCACAGGAAUGGCGGGCUGCAUUCCGAUUGUCCUGGAAGGCGGGUUUAUCGCCGAUUUGGUCUCUGCAGAGAAACGAGGGAAGAUCAUAGCUAUCUGGGCUUUGGCACCGGUGUCGGUAUUGACUGACUGGUUAGGUCCGAUUGUCGCAGGUGAACUGACUCUUCGCCUUGGAUGGAGGUCUGCAUUCUGGGCCAUGUCCAUCGUGGCCGCCGUCCAAACACUCGUUGCCAUGUUCAUCCUCAGAGAGACCUCCGACCCCUCCGUCCUUCGAAAGUCCACCAAAUCAGAAGACUCUGGCUCGAACCGCUGGGGCGCAUUCGUGACAGCCUUCGCCCGGCCUGUUAAGCUCGCAACGCUGUCCCCGGUGGUCAUCCUCUCAGCCCUGAAGAUGAGCAUGGCGUACGUCAUAUUCUACAUCCUCAUGUCCGACCUGCCCAUUCUAUUCGGCGACAAAUACGACUUCGACUCCUCCCAGAUCGGAUACUGCUACAUCAGUCCCACCAUCGGCGCUGUAUUCGGAUUCACCAUUCUCGGCGGCCUGGCCGAUCGCGUCUUCCAAAAACGCACCGUCAAACGAGGCAUGAGCAAGCCCCAAGACCGUCUAGCCAUCAUGAGCUUCGAAGUCCUCCUCAUCGCCGUUGGAAUCCUCGCGUACGGCUGGUCCGCACAAGCCAAGAUGCACUGGAUAAUCCCUCUCCUCGGCGCAAAUCUCACCAUGGUCGGAUCGUCCGGAGUCGUCGUCUCCCUCCAGCAAUAUCUCACGGAUUACUUUGGCCCGCACGUCCCCGGGGCCAUUGCAGUGUGCACGGUUCUGCGAAGUGUCCUGGGUUCAGUCCUACCUUCCACCAUCCCGGCGUUGUUUGACAGACUAGGCUAUGGAUGGGGAAGCAGUGUCCUUGCUGCUGCCGUUCUGCUUUUCUGUCCUAUCACCUCUCUCCUUAAUCGCUUCGAGGGGUACUAUGAGAAUGCCCAGAUGUAUUAA
Molecule: messenger RNA, 1380 nt
Organism: Aspergillus versicolor CBS 583.65
Lineage: Eukaryota; Fungi; Ascomycota; Eurotiomycetes; Eurotiales; Aspergillaceae
Exons: 4
Coding region: 1-1380 (459 amino acids)
Biological process (GO): transmembrane transport
Molecular function (GO): transmembrane transporter activity
Source: RefSeq, a predicted model, not a curated record